Eremomyces bilateralis CBS 781.70 is the source of this 1776-nucleotide messenger RNA. RefSeq lists its product as uncharacterized. The record is from RefSeq and is a predicted model, not a curated record. The transcript has 2 exons. Gene Ontology annotation, molecular function: protein binding. NCBI's taxonomy places the organism in Eukaryota, Fungi, Ascomycota, Dothideomycetes, Eremomycetales, Eremomycetaceae. Bases 1 to 1776 code for a protein of 591 amino acids.
AUGUCCGAUGCACCUGCAUCCGAUGACGAUCUGCCUCGCUUUGAGCCCAGCCGAUCCGACGCGUUUCUACGGCCACCAAACCUAUCGCGACGCUCCUCCCGCAAACGCUCGUUUGAUACCACACUCCCAAGCGACCCACCCAUAUUUAGCAGCGAUGAUAAUCCAGACAUAGGGUUAGAAGACUAUGAUCCCGUGGAAAGGGUCAAGCGGCAGUCUCAUGGUCCGUGGUGGCAGCAGUCUAGCAAACCGAUGAACGAUGCCCACGGUCGGAGCCUAUGGAAUCAGGCUGUCAAGAGGAAACGAUCGAUGUCGAGGAAAAUUGACAGUGCCGUAUGGAUGGAUUGCAGCUCCGAUCUAAUCGAGCUAGACAACGAUGCUGAGGAGCCUACACUCCCUGAGUCCAUCUACGAUGCCUCCGAGCUGUGCGCCAGGGAGUUGAUAUCGAAAGCUGUUCAGAAGAAUGAGGAAAUAUUUGACCUUGCGCGGCUGGGUUUGAGCGAGCUCCAUUCUUCCACAUUCAAACCACUGGAGACUGUUAUCCGGCACCCCAAAACGGUGGACAGACCGCCUUCGCCCGGCUAUGAGUCGAUUGCCCCGAGACUCAAUAUAUUUCUAGCCAAUAAUGGGUUGCGGUCCCUCCCAGUCGGAAUGCUUAACCUCCAAUAUCUCACGGUACUCUCCCUUCGCAACAAUCGUCUCGAAGAACUGCCGAAUUCCAUUGGCCAACUUUACAAUCUAGAAGAGCUUAAUGUCUCUUGCAAUAACUUGAAAUGGCUUCCAUUUGAGCUGCUCAGCCUCUUCAAGGCGGAACAACCCCUCCCUGGUUGGGAAGAGCCUGCUCUUAACUUGUAUGGAAAACUUCGGAUAUUCAACUAUUCAAUGAAUCCAUUUCUCGAGCUGGAAGGCUGCCAAGCCAAAGACCGGGGUCAGACCUUGACGGCCGAGCACAUGUCAUUAUCAAUGAAAUUGCUGUGUCGGGUCACCCAGUCCUUGGAAGGAGUGUCAGUUGAGCAAGUGAGAAGCAAGGAUUUCUCUAGGCAUCCACCGACGUUUCUUGCUGCAUCACCCCCUUUAUACUUCGAUCAGCAGGACGUCGAUUCAAUACCCACAGAAAUACAGCCAUCGGGAAUCUCAACAGCAGAUCCGGCGCCACUUUCGCUGUUAAGGGAACCGUGGGAAAUAGAUGCAGAAUCCGCAUCAGGAGAAACAUCUAAUAGUACGAUACCCCAGAAGCACAGGGCGCCAUCACUGAGGGAAUUAUCCCUCCGCCGCAUCUCGCGUGAGUUGCUCAGUUUCGACCAGUUUUACACUGAUUGCCCUCCGCGUACGGCCUCGGAGAUUUGGGAGAUUUUAGGAUGCCAAGGCCUCGACCUUCCUACUCCGCUUGCAAGUGGAUUGCAAGCUGCUGCUGCACACACUGUACGAGCAGCUACGCGGCCGGAAAAUGCAUUUGAAGUUUCUACGACUGCAGACGUAUGCGCGAAACAAUCAAAACUGGACGGCCGACCGCUCGUGGUCCACCACCACUGUUCCGCUUGUGGCAAAUUCUUCGUCCAACCCGGAAGCGAAUGGUUCGAAUUCUUCUUCUUGGGAGACAUUGUGGCGUACUCUUUCCAGCCUUUGGUUAAUGAAGGACGGUUCCCCGCUCUCGUUCCUUUCCGACGGACAUCGUGCUCACGAUCGUGUGCUCGACCUACACGAAUCACACGGGAGAGCUGGAACGAGGAGGCCAAAGACAAUGCACUGGUGAAGUUCGCAACGUUGCUUCUGGACUGA